UACGAAGAAGUAUCGCACUUUAAACGCUAGUUUUCAGCCGCCAUCGAACCACAGAAGAAGAAGUGGUCAUUCGCUGGUCACGAGCAACAAGCAGACGGGGCACCGAAGUUGACCAGCUGGUGUGUCGCUCGUUAAAUCCCAACUAGAGAUGGCGACCACCAUCAGAUUUGGAACCACCAGUAGUCCUUGCACCACAGCUGCUGCUGAGCGAGCACAGUUGGCAGAGGAAAUGGAUGGAAAAGGGAACUGUGACCCUGACAAACUUCUGCAGUGCCCCUUUGACAAGAACCACCAGAUCCGGGCCUGCCGCUUCCCUUACCAUCUUAUUAAGUGCAGGAAGAAUCAUCCAAAACUGGCCAGUGAGCUGAAAACUUGCCCUUUCAACGCUCGCCACCUGGUCCCCAAGCACGAGCUGACACACCACACUGAAACCUGCGAGGACAGAAUAUCUGUGGACACUGAGCACGGUCAAAGCACAAAUGGACUCAGGCAGGUCCCAGUCAGCACCUGGGUUAACCCGGACAUGACUGAGGACUGGGACAAAGAGGCUGAUGAUAGCGCUGCUCCGUUUGUGUGGGGUAUAAAUACGGUCUUGAAUCAGAAACCCGAGGCAAGGCCCACCAACCAUCUCAGUCCCAGUUUUAGAACGCCCAAUACCCUCCCAUGGUCGGGUUAUAACCCAUAAUUGGCUCUCAUUGUACAUCCAAAUAGAAGCUUUAUCUGAGCCUGCUGUAUUUUAUUUACUUCUUUUUAAAUGUGUUCUUAAUAGGUGCCGUCCACUUUUUUAAGUUUUAAAUUUGCAACUGUAUCUAAAAUCUCCCCGCCCCCUCAUUUUUAGUCACCUGGCACUGUGUCUUGCAGAGAAUAACAACAGUUAAGUGGCAAAUACACAUGCACCUCUAUUUGUUCUGUAUUAUCUCGCAUUUCCCCGGUCACAACAACAAAUGGCAUCAGUUGAACAUGGCUUGCUUGUUUAUAUUAAAAGUUUUGAAAUAA
Messenger RNA from Thunnus maccoyii (southern bluefin tuna), 996 nucleotides. RefSeq lists its product as uncharacterized. The transcript is spliced from 7 exons. The record is from RefSeq and is a predicted model, not a curated record. NCBI's taxonomy places the organism in Eukaryota, Metazoa, Chordata, Actinopteri, Scombriformes, Scombridae. The coding region runs from base 149 to 685 and encodes 178 amino acids.